UUGUUAUUCAGCAUUGCCGCUGGUAAACUAAUUGAUGUGGAAAAUUACAUCCUGCUUCCGAAACAAAGAAAAGAAAUAUUUGUUUCCGCCUUCCAGAAGAAUGUCACAGCAGAGAGAGAAGAGCGGAUUUUGGAUGCACGCGAUCCUAACUUCCUCGAGGCUUUCUAUGCAAGAUCCCGUCUUCAUUUGAUCUCGACCCUCGCGCAAGACCUGAAGGAUUAUGUCGGCACGCUUCGCUCCACGGAACGGCCAUCUUUUCCAGGGCGUGAAUCCCUUGAGUAUUUAGCUACUGAAAAUUUUGUGCCAUUCUCUAGGACAAUUUUCCACGUUGAUCUUGAUUGCUUCUUUGUAUCAGUAGCCCUUCGUAAACAUCCUGACCUGAAAGACAAGCCUGUUGCCAUCACGCAUAGUAAGGGAAUCGGCGGGGGUUAUUCCGAAUUAGCUUGUGUCAGCUAUCCUGCUCGUCAAUGUGGUCUUCGGAAUGGAAUGGUUGUUGGCGAUGCUUUAAAGCGCUGUCCUCAGCUUGUGUGUCUUCCUUACGCUUUUGAUGAAUAUCGGGUUGUUUCAAAGGCAAUCUAUAACAUAGUCUCAAGGUUGGUUAUACGGGUGCCUCUAUACUAUAUAAAAAUAGGACAAUUCGUCCACUUUGAAUCGGCUGAUCAUUAUGAAGCCUCACGUGUACCUCCAUGCUUCAUAGAGAUUGCCCGUUUAUAUUGGGGCAAAAGUCAAUGUCAGCAAAAGGCUUAA
Molecule: messenger RNA, 747 nt
Organism: Strongylus vulgaris
Lineage: Eukaryota; Metazoa; Nematoda; Chromadorea; Rhabditida; Strongylidae
Source: the annotation of a GenBank genome assembly